Molecule: messenger RNA, 1665 nt
Organism: Musa acuminata AAA Group (dessert banana)
Lineage: Eukaryota; Viridiplantae; Streptophyta; Magnoliopsida; Zingiberales; Musaceae
Exons: 2
Coding region: 42-1217 (391 amino acids)
Biological process (GO): mitotic spindle organization
Cellular component (GO): cytoplasm; protein phosphatase type 2A complex; nucleus
Molecular function (GO): peptidyl-prolyl cis-trans isomerase activity; protein tyrosine phosphatase activator activity
Source: RefSeq, a predicted model, not a curated record
CUACCGUUCCAUCGAUUCCACUUGCCCCACUGGGAACAAGAAUGGCCGACUCCGAUCCAUCCGCCGCCUCUCCUCCCGUCUCUUCCUCCUCCGCCACCGACACGCCGUCGCCGUCGCCGCCCAUGUUAUGCGCCGCUUGCGCCGGGGCCACCGCUUCCUGGUCUUCCCCACCGCAGUGGUCCGACUCCUCCCCUCCCCCUGCCUACCGCCCCAUCCGCGCCCCGGCCAUCAACGCCCCCACCGCCACCGCCUCGAUAGUCCUCGCCCCCGUCCCCCAGCCCCUCCCCGUUCCCCCAGCUGAGCCCCCAUACCGCUUCGAGAUCCCGUCCAAGCGCAUCUCCUCCCCCGACGACAUCCGCCGCUUCCACUCCUCCGAAACCGGCCGUCAUUUCGUCGGCUUCGUCGCCGCCCUCUCCCGCUCCGUCCGCGGCCGCAAGCUCUCCGAUCCGGUCCCCUCUCCUCUCCCCACUCCCCUCUCCGGCCUCCUCUCGGUCCUCCACACCCUGGCCCGUUGGAUCGACGAGAUUCCCCCUCUCCCCCACGCGUCCCGCUACGGCAACCCCGCCUAUCGGUCCUGGCACGCCCGCCUCACCGACGAGGGCCACGGCCUUGUCGUCGCCCUUUUUCCCCCCUCAGACGAGCUCCACCCCGCCGCCGAUGAGCUCCUUCACUACCUUCUUGACUCCUUUGGCAACGCCUACCGCAUUGACUACGGCACCGGCCACGAGACCAACUUCGCCGCCUUCCUCUAUUGCCUCGCCCGCCUCGGCCUCAUCAAGGAGGACGACUACCCGGCCCUUGUGCUUAGGGUGUUCGCUACCUACCUCGACCUCAUGCGGAGGCUUCAGAUCACCUACUCCCUCGAGCCAGCUGGGUCGCACGGCGUGUGGGGGCUUGAUGAUUACCACUUCCUUCCCUUCAUAUUUGGCUCGGCUCAGCUGAUCGAUCACAAGUACAUGAAGCCCAAGUCAAUCCACAACCAGGACAUUCUCGACAACUUCUCCAACGAUUACAUGUAUUUGGGAUGCGUGGCCUUCGUGAAGAAGGUGAAGAAGGGGGUGUUCGCGGAGCACUCGCCCAUGCUUGAUGAUAUCAGUGGGGUGCCCAACUGGAGCAAGGUGAACAGUGGAAUGCUGAAGAUGUACAAGGCUGAGGUCCUCGAGAAGGUGCCUAUCAUGCAACAUUUCCUCUUUGGAUGGCUCAUCAAAUGGGAGUGAAAGUCAUCAUCUUCACGAGGCUUUAAAAUGUGUAGGUUGCCGUCCCUUGGUUUCCCUGGCAGGCGAUAGCAUUCAUGUAAGUUGAUCGUAUGACUUGUUGCUUUGCAGCAUCCAGUAAUUUUGUUUUCCUUUUAUUGAUUUCAUUUACUGCUGCUCUUUUGUUUGGAUCACGAAUGAAAAAGGAUAUAUUUAUGUAAAAUAUCCAUAUCGCUACCUGUUUAAUCUUAUACUGCUUCAGCCUUGUUCGAAUCUAGCAACUUAAGGUAUCCUUUUCUUAAUAGCACGGUGAGGGAAUGCUAAAUACUGCAUAUUAGUGACCUUUAUCUUCGCCACAUCUGUAGAACAACGCUAACUUCUCUCUGUAAGGUGUGUCUGGCAUUGUAAUAAUCAAACCCAGGCUGUUCUUGAGCCCAAGAACAAUUCAACAGCACUUUUGUGUCUUGUUUGA